Pseudovirgaria hyperparasitica is the source of this 2251-nucleotide messenger RNA. Its product is annotated as MFS general substrate transporter. The transcript has 4 exons. The record is from RefSeq and is a predicted model, not a curated record. The coding region runs from base 306 to 2060 and encodes 584 amino acids. Lineage: Eukaryota; Fungi; Ascomycota; Dothideomycetes; Acrospermales; Acrospermaceae. Gene Ontology annotation, biological process: transmembrane transport. Gene Ontology annotation, molecular function: transmembrane transporter activity. Gene Ontology annotation, cellular component: fungal-type vacuole membrane.
UCGGCUCUUGCGUCACGCGGGGCUUCAAUGAGAGAAUCGUCAUGGUUGUCCCUCUUUCUCCUCACUUCUUCUCAAUUAUAAUUACCAUCCUGUAUCAGUAGCUUCACUUGGUCAAUUGCUCAUCGACCCCACGUCUACACUAUCGUUGAGCCGUCAACUCUCUUAGUUCUGCAACUCCGCCGAACUGACGUGGGAAGCCUGUCCUGUGAAGCUUGCUACCUAGCAGAAUACACUGAUCCAUUUCGGAGUUUCCACUACAUACCCUCUUUUUACGAAGGACAUUGGCUGUAGCCCCUCCGGCAGCAAUGUCGCUCGCUGAGCGUGUUUCCGUGCUGGAGGAGUAUGAGCCGUCAUGGAGUCGCGAGCAGUCACCUAACAGAAUGCCCGGACGCAAGCUAUCGUUCAAUCCAGUGGGAGAAUGGGUACCUCUUGCUGCCCACGAAGAACCGGUUGGAGCUUUCGAGGUGUCAAAAACCAAAAGAAUCAUUCAGGUUGGCGCCGCUGUUGUAUAUUGCCUCUUCGCUGCCGGAGUUGUAUUUGGUUUCGCUGCCAUAAAACCAGUACUGAUAGCAGAGGGUGCCUACCAUGACUUGUGCUCUCCUGAAGAGCAACAUCUUCCAUCAUGCUAUGAGCAAGAGUUGAGAUUGAACCUAAUGUUCACAAUUGCAGCGGUUGCCACAAACGUAUGCGCCCUUCCUGUUGGAACGAUACUUGAUCGGUUUGGUCCUCGGGUGAGCGGAAUCAUUGGCUCGACAUCCUUGGCUGUAGGGGCUCUAUUCUUCGCGUUCUCCUGGGACCUUCCAUUCGAUGGCUUUAUACCUGGAUAUUUAUUUCUUGCUCUGGGCGGACCUUUCAUCUUCAUCUCAUCCUUCCAAUUGAGCAACACUUUCCCACAGAACUCUGGCCUCAUCCUGGCCCUACUCACCGGAGCUUUCGACAGUUCAAGCGCGAUAUUCCUUUUCUAUCGGUUGAUAUACCAGGCCAGCAAUCAAACUUUCACUCCGAAGAAAUUCUUCUUGGUCUAUCUGAUUGUCCCGGUCCUCACCCUCAUCGUUCAACUUACGCUCAUGCCGUCAAAAUCUUACAAGACCGUGGGAGAGUUGGUAGCUCACGCUGAUGACGAGGCUGCAGACAUCCAUGACUCUGACAACGAGAUAGAGGAUGAAGGUCAGGUCCAGCGGCUUCGUGAAGAACGCCGAUUUCGCCGUGAGAGCAUUCUGUCUGACAUCACCGAACUUCUCGGUACUGCCGAUGCAUCUCAACAGACCGAAAGCGAAGAGAAGAAGCGUGAAACUAGUGGUGUGUGGGGUAUAUUGCAUGGCCAGUCUGCCCUUGAGCAAAUACAAACGCCUUGGUUCAUACUAAUUGCACUUUUCACUAUUGUACAGAUGCUCCGGAUCAACUAUUUCGUCGCAACGAUCCGAACACAGUACGCCUAUCUCCUAGGCUCAUACUCCAAAGCCGUUGAAAUCAACGAUUUCUUUGAUGUUGCACUUCCCUUAGGAGGUGUCAUUGCCGUCCCGUUCAUCGGGAUUAUUCUUGACAACACAAGCACCAAGUUCUGCCUCUCUGUGCUCGUCGUGAUUGCUACCUCUAUCGGCGUGCUGGGCGUUAUACCGCAUAUGUGGGCUGCUUACGCUAAUGUUGUUCUCUUCGUCGUCUACCGCCCGCUUUAUUACACUACUGUCUCUGAUUACGCUGCGAAAGUCUUCGGAUUCACGACUUUUGGAAAGGUGUAUGGGUUGAUUAUAUGUCUGGCUGGCGUGCUCAAUUUUGCCCAGUCAGGUCUCGACGCUCUCACCCACGAGGUGUUCAACGACGACCCGGUUCCGGUCAAUGUUGUCUUAUUGGGCGUGGCAUUCAUCAUCGGUAUCAUCCUUGUAGGAUACGUUUGGAGGAAGAGUAAGAAGAUUGGGCGGGAAGGGCUGGAAGAGCGCGCACAGGCAGCGGAGGAACGCGAAAGCCUGAUGCCGACUGCGACAGAUUCCAUGUUGGCAAACUAUGGAUCAACUAAUGGGUCCAACGGUACGCACAUGGACGAUAGAGGACGUAGCAAGUGAGCGAUCUUGUGCCAUUCGACCUUUUCGAUAAAAGUCCUUUUGAGGCCGCGAGCGGGAGUUUCUUUUUUGCACAAAGUUUUACAUCUUGCACUUCGUCAACAAGCGGGCGUAGGAGGUCAACGUCUCUUGAUAAGCAUAUUUUCGGGUACCCAUGUCCAUAAUCAUCAUCAUCUAAGUACAUAUGUCUGAAG